AUGGGGUGUGUGGGUGUGAUAAAAAAGCAAACACACACACUUACACACCCACACCCACACCCACGCCCUAGGCGAAGAUCUUGGAAAACGGUGCACAAUCGUUACAAAUCAAUUCCAGCUCAAAAUUAUAUUGCUAGAUUUCGUAAUUAUAUCGCCCAUCAGGGCACAAAACGACAAAAGAUAAACAAUGUAGAUGAAUAUGUCUAUAAAAAGUUUUUGAAUGCUCGUGAGAAGUUUCUUCCAGUUCACGAUGUUGACCUUUGCCGUUGGGGUUUACAAGCUGCUAAAGAGUACAAAAUAGAUAAUUUUCGCGCAUCAUCUUUUUGGCUUUUAGGUUUUAAAACACGUCAUUCAAUAUGUUCACGUCGAAUUACUAAUAUCGUGACACGUCAUGAAGUUGAGAAUGCUGAAGUUGUACAAAAGUCUGAAAUACAGUUUUUGAAAGAAUAUAAUUCUCUAAAAUCGAAAUAUUUAUCUCAUGAAAUUCUCAAUACUGAUCAAGUAGGAGUUGAAAAAGAGUUAUAUUCAACUCGUUGUUUAUCUUUUCAAGCAGAGAAGAAGACAUACAUGUCGAUAAAGUCCAAACAUGCUACCACACAUUGUUAUACUCUGCAACCAACCAUCUCUUUAGAUGGAAAAGUUGUUGGUCCUAUUCUACUUUGUUUACAGGAAACUCAAGGAAAAAUGGAUGAACAAGUCAAACAUUGA
Messenger RNA from Rotaria socialis, 708 nucleotides. Lineage: Eukaryota; Metazoa; Rotifera; Eurotatoria; Philodinida; Philodinidae. The record is from the annotation of a GenBank genome assembly.